AUGGAGUGGGAGUGGCAGCGCGCGGUGUGCCGCCCGCUCUCCGGUCCGCUCGGCGUGCCCCCGGGCACGGUGCUCUUCACGCUCGCGCUGUUCGCGUCUCUGCCCAUCGGCGCGGGGUUCCGUUUCAUCGAGUCGCCCGUGUUGAAGAACCUCUACGGCCUCCUCGCCGGGACGUUCCUGAGCGUCUUCGCGUUCGGGAGCGCGACGGCCAGCGUCUUCGUGUUCGGCGCGGCGUCGUACGCCGCCAUGGCGGCGCAUCGGAAGCGAUGCGGCGCGAUCGUCGGCGUCGGCGCGUUCGCGUACCUCAUCUACUUCCACGCGACGUCGUCGAGCGGCGAGGCGUGGAAGGCUGGGAACAUCGACAUCACCGGUCUGCUCAUGGUGCUGACGCUGAAGGUGACCGCGUGCGCGCUCAACUACCAGGACGCGGCGGCGCCGCUCGAUCGCCUCUCAGACUUUCAAAAGCGUCGCGCGGUGACGACGCUGCCGAAUCCGUUGGACUACGCCGCGUGGCUGGUCUUCCCGUGCACGCUCGUCGUCGGGCCGGCGUUGGAGUUUCGGGACUACUCGGACUGGCUCAGAGGGAAGGGGGUGUGGGAUAAGAACCACCGUAACGGCGGGUGCCCGAGCGUUUUCGUACAGGCGAUGAAGACGGCGGCGUACGCGACGUUUUUCAUGACUAUCCACCUAUACGUCGCGACAAUCUACACGAUCGACGACACGUACUUAUCGCCGGAUUGGAACUCGAAGCCGCUGUGGCUGAAGUUCUGGGAGCUCCACAUCCUCGGCCAAGGCAGCCGAGGGAAGUAUUUCUUCUGCUGGGUCUGGGCGGAGGCGGCGUGCGUCGCGUCCGGGAUCGGAUUCAGCGGGCACGAGGAGAAGAAAGGCGCCGGAGAGGUGGCGACGACGCGCGUCGCGACGUGGGAGACGGGGAAGAACGUCCGUCCGAUGGGCGUCGAGACCGCGGCGACGUUCGUGCAGAUUCCUCAUCACUGGAACAUACAGACCGGGAAGUGGCUCAGGCAUUACGUGUACGAUCGGUCGACGCCCGCGGGGAAAAAGCCGGGGUUCCGGCAGUUGCUUCUCACGCAGACGGUCUCGGGGGUGUGGCACGGGUUAUACGCCGGGUACUGGCUGUUCUUCGUCUCGAGCGCGGUGUUCAUCGAGGGCUCCAAGUCCGUGUACCGGUGGCAGAGCAAGCACUGGCUCUUCAGCCGAGCCCCGGCGUCGUGGCUGAUCUCUCUCCCGCACUGGCUCCUCGCGACCGUGGGAUUAAACUACCUCUGCGGCGCGUUCAUGCUCGUGACGUUUCGGCAGUGCGUCGACGCGUGGGCGUCGGUGUACUUUUUGCCGCAUCUCAUCAUCGUCGCGAUGGUGAUCUUCGGGCGGGUCGUGAACCCGAAGAAGAAGCGCGACCGCGGCGACGCGAGCGCGAAGGCGAACGCGAGCGGCACGGUGGGCGUGGGGGCGGAGGAGAAGAAGAAGGCGAACUAG
Messenger RNA from Micromonas pusilla CCMP1545, 1494 nucleotides. RefSeq lists its product as uncharacterized. The transcript is spliced from 5 exons. Gene Ontology annotation, cellular component: endoplasmic reticulum; membrane. Gene Ontology annotation, molecular function: acyltransferase activity. Lineage: Eukaryota; Viridiplantae; Chlorophyta; Mamiellophyceae; Mamiellales; Mamiellaceae. The record is from RefSeq and is a predicted model, not a curated record. Bases 1 to 1494 code for a protein of 497 amino acids. Gene Ontology annotation, biological process: lipid modification; phospholipid biosynthetic process; triglyceride biosynthetic process.